AUGAUAGUGAGGCACGUGUUUUUGAGUCGCUCGGCCCUCCGAUGCCUUCAGAAUGCGCACUGGACGACGGCGCUUCCGGAACAGACGAAACGAAGCAUCUCGACCAGGUUUCAGUAGAGUUUUAGGGAAAAAAAAUUGGAGAUUUUCGGGAUUUCUAGCUCGAAAUCGGCGAUUUCGGUGAUUCCGACGGCGAGCAGUCUCGUGGCCGCCUCGCCGAACAAUUUGAAGCCCUAUCUGCAGAUCAUGAGAGUGGACAAGCCUAUUGGUAAGAGAAAUUAUGCGUAUCUUUAUGUUUUUACAAAACGCCACGUUUGUACAGGCACUUGGCUACUGUACUGGCCGUGCACAUGGAGCAUCGCAAUGGCGGCGCCCGCCGGCCAACUUCCCUCCCUCUACAUGCUCUCUCUGUUCGGUGCGGGCGCGUUUUUGAUGCGAAGUGCCGGGUGCGUCAUCAACGAUUUGUGGGACAAGGACUUUGACCGACAGGUACAGUAAUCCCCCCGUUCGUGGCGGGACCCGAAUGGGCUUGCAGGUGGAACGGACAAAGUUGCGGCCGCUCGCGUGCGGAUCUCUCACUGAGAAACAGGCGGUCGGGCUGCUGGCCGGACUAUUGUCCUCUUCUCUCGCCAUCCUUCUCCAGUUGAACUGGUACAGGUGAGCAACGGGGAAAGUUAGGCCACGCACGGUUUUGAAGAACUCCUAGGCCAUUAAAUUAUGGGUUCCUAGGCCACCAUCAUUUUUCGGUGUUUUCAGCGUGGCCGUCGGCGCCUCCUCAAUGCUUCUGGUCGUCGGAUAUCCGCUGGCGAAACGGUACACGUAUUGGCCGCAAUUCGUACUCGGUUAGUCCGUUUUCGCAUGAUUACCGUAGUUUUCCCCAUUUUUUGGCUGCUACAGUAAUCCUGGAUCCUAGAUGCUAGGAUCCUGAGUUACUGAAGCGAAAAUUGAAUGAUAUCGAUUCUAUUUCAUUUCUGGGUCCCUCCGGGGUUACUGUAGUUCUCCUCCUCCGUCUUCUUGGUCAGGGAUUACGGUAGCAGUUGCAGGUGCCACCCUGAACUGGAGUGUGCUGAUCGCGUGGGCCGAGUCGGGCGGCGCCAUUUCGGUUUUUGUGCCCCUCUACGCGGCCACCAUUCUGCACACGGUCAUCUACGACACUAUUUAUAGUCAUCAGGUAGUCUGACACGGAAAAACGGGGCCUCUCGCCACGAUUUGAUGAUAUUCGUAUGUUUGCACCAGUUUCGGGUUACGGUAGUCAUUCAUGUUGUGCUUGGUGUCGUCGUGAUGCGGUGAGAAUGGUGGAGGUGGCACCUGCACUUACUCUAGAUAUGUACAACUACAGUAAUCCUUGUUACUGUCGAAAUUUGUAAUGGUCAAACUUUGAACGGAUAUUGUACGCUUUUGUGGCUUCCUGGAGGUCUGGAAAUGGUUUGUAGUUUACCACUUUUCGCCCACGCAUUGGAGUACUGUAUCUCGCGGAAAUUGAGACUGCCAAGAGCUACAGUAGUCCAGCGCGUAGGUGUACAAAAAAGUGGUAAACUACAAAAAUACCGUUCUAAAUGUCUUAUUCCAGACCUCUAGGACGCCACAGAAAGCUACAAUAUUCGUUUAAAGUUUGACCGUACCACAUCAUUUUUUAAAGUAGUUAGAAAGGAAAUGAUUUGCUCUUUUUCUGUUCCGAUCUGCUAUUCUAGCUUCUCCUCCUCUAAGCCCCGCCCCCGUUUUCGUCUCACUCAUCGCUCUCACAGGAUUGACGUUCAAUUGGGGCGCCCUGCUCGGAUGGACCGCCUGUCGCGGGGACCUUUCUUCCGCGGCGCCCGUCUGGAUGUACGCCGCCGCGCUCCAAUGGACCCUCGUCUACGAUACCAUCUACGCCCAUCAGGUGCUUGCUUCUGCCCAUAAAAUUGGGAAAAUUUGGCCUAGAAAUGUCCAGUUUUGUCGUUUGUCCUCGGAUUGUUGAUAAUGCCCGAAAUGUCCAUUGUCCAACUGUUCUGUAUGCUUUUUCCCUUUUAUUUCGGGUCUCGAAGCGAACAUUUGAACAAUGUUUCGCCUCAAGACCCAUUCCACCUACCGUAACCCAUCCAAGGCAUGCGAAAAUUGGUUUUCAGGCAAAAGAAUGCGCUUUAAGGAAGCAUUUGAAGAGACAAGUGUUGGAGAAUGCGAACAUUUGAAAUUUCGAUGGAAAAGUUGGGGGAAAAGCCAACAUUUGGAGAAACCAGUAUUGUAUGCUCGGUAUUUCGAUGUUUGCAUUUUCCAACACCUCCUUUCACGUUUUCAUCCACGUUACCCAACGUAUUCAGGACAAAGCGGAUGAUAUAAUGAUCGGAGUGAAAUCGACAGCCCUUCGGCUCGGAGAGGACACCAAAAAGUGGCUGUCCGUGUUCGGAAUCGGCACAAUCGGAUCGCUGACCGCGUGCGGAAUGGCCAGCGAGCAGACGUGGCCCUACUACGUGGCGUUGGCGGCCACGUCGGCGCAAUUGGGAUGGCAGAUCGGCACGGUCGACAUCGACAACGGCACCGACUGCUGGAACAAGUUCAAGAGCAACUCCUGGAUGGGAAUCAUUCUUUUCGCCGGAAUCGUCGCCUCCACAUUGCUCAAGGUGUGUAUUAUGGCGAAUUGGAAGCUAUCAUAGCUUUAGAAGAUGUAAAGUUGAUCCGAUAAUAGCUAUAAGAGCGGGGAAAACGCCUACAAAAGUAUGAUACUAGAUGUAAAGUUUUCACAAAAACAAAUUCGAGAGCGAUUGGGCUUUUCGCGGAGCUACAGUUGUCAAUUUUCAAUUUUCAGGAAGACAAGCAGAAAACGACUUCUUCUCCCCUUCCGAAUCAAGAUGCUCUCGAAACGGACGUCGAGUAG
Caenorhabditis sp. 36 PRJEB53466 is the source of this 2848-nucleotide messenger RNA. The record is from the annotation of a GenBank genome assembly. NCBI's taxonomy places the organism in Eukaryota, Metazoa, Nematoda, Chromadorea, Rhabditida, Rhabditidae.